Bursaphelenchus okinawaensis is the source of this 1265-nucleotide messenger RNA. The record is from the annotation of a GenBank genome assembly. NCBI's taxonomy places the organism in Eukaryota, Metazoa, Nematoda, Chromadorea, Rhabditida, Aphelenchoididae.
AUGGCGAUUAAAGAGGACGAAGAAGAAAGCAGAAACUCGCCUCAGGGCUUAUCAGUCCAGGAGUCUGAUGAUGCUGAACUACCUGCCAUCUUACCUUACAUCCAAAACUGUAAGUGUUUCAGCCGCUUAAAGGCCAACUCUUGCUCAAAAAUUUUUUUAGAACUGACCUUUUAAAUUCAAUUAAAACAGACUUUCAAACCGAAAUUCAUGUAGAACAUGAAAGAAAGACUAUAAACUCUAUGUUUAACACAAAUUUCUUCUCUUUUAAAGCAAAAAAGCUGUCAGAAAGACACAAUUCAGCCUUAAUGAACAACUUACUAGUUACGAAUUACUUUCCCAACAUUUCUAACUUAAAAUCUAAAUAUUAACCUAAAAUGCAGUGCAAGAAAAGAUUAGCAAGAUGACAGAAGUCAUCACCCAGAAGCAGCAACUUCUGACAGAAACCGCUUCGAAGUUGGAGGCCUCCAACGCUCUGAAUGAUACCAUAAAUAACUUCGAAUGUGAAAUGGGAGAAUAUAUUAACUAUCUGUUGGACAAGAGCCACAUCACCGAUGACGUCGCAGCACCAGAUGAACCAGGCUCAAGUCUGGUUCAGUUCAUGGAGAACGACAAGAAAGAGAACCAGACUCAGCUUCUAUUGGCCGUCAAAAACGGAAAUCUCGAAAAAGUAGGCGACUGAAAAUAUAGCAAUGUCAGAGUAGAGUAACAGCUCAUAAAGCAGGAAAUACAUUAUAAUAACAAAGUAAACCUAACAAGAAAAUUCAGGCAAAUUAAAGUAAAAGUUUCCAGAUACAAGAACUGGGUAAUGAAGAUGUCGAUAAAACUUGGUCCGACGCUUUGUUUUUGGCUUUCCAGAACGGACAUACGGAGGUAAACAAUUAUGACACUAUUCAUACUUUUACAUUCAGAUAGUCGACCACAUCAUUCCGACUCACCAGGCCAAGCUUACAAUAAACUUACAAGAGUACUGUCACUACUUCAGUCAACUCAAAGAUAAGGUAACAAUAUUUGCAGACAAAUCGAUUACUUAAAGAUACGAAUUGAUUGUAUAAACAUCCAAUUCGUCAACACAAAAUACUCGUAAACCCCCGAAACUUGGCACUGAUGCCAGACGAAAACACAGCCGCAAUUAAUAAUAUGAGAAAGUCAUGUCUAAUAUCCCAUUUUCGAAAUGACAUAAUUCUAGGUCAUAAUUUCAGAUUCUGAUAAACAAGUGCCGAGCCGCCCUCAAGGCCGUAAUCAACGCCGAAUUGCCCGACAAUUGA